Pteropus alecto (black flying fox) is the source of this 3373-nucleotide messenger RNA. RefSeq names its product C1GALT1 specific chaperone 1 (gene C1GALT1C1). The record is from RefSeq and is a predicted model, not a curated record. The transcript is spliced from 2 exons. NCBI's taxonomy places the organism in Eukaryota, Metazoa, Chordata, Mammalia, Chiroptera, Pteropodidae. Bases 262 to 1218 code for a protein of 318 amino acids. Gene Ontology annotation, molecular function: N-acetylgalactosaminide beta-1,3-galactosyltransferase activity.
GGGCGGAGAGAAAGGGUGUGCGCGGCCCUUCCGACGUCUGCGCGGGCUUGUGGCUCCGCUUGGCUGAGGGCUCGUUUGUCCCGCCCCGUGCCCGCGGCGUCCACUUCCUGACUCUAUCUACCUUUAGUGAAACCAACGAGAGGACUUCUCUUGCAUCUAGAGCAGCCGAUCGGGAGUGUAACCGAGGAGUGAACGAACGUGAAAGGAAAGCCGUGAGCAGCUGCGCUUUCCUGCCCCUGAUCCGUUCUAGACGCGGGAAAAAUGCUUUCUGAAAGCAGUUCAUUUUUGAAGGGUGUGAUGCUGGGAAGCAUUUUCUGUGCCUUGAUCACUAUGCUAGGACACAUUAGGAUUGGUUAUGGAAAUAGAAUGUACCACCAUGAGCAUCAUCACCUACAAGCUCCUAAUAAAGAAGAUAUUUUGAAAAUUUCAGAGGAUGAACGCAUGGAGCUCAGUAAGAGCUUUCGGGUAUAUUGUAUCAUCCUUGUAAAACCCAAAGAUGUGAGUCUUUGGGCUGCAGUGAAGGAGACUUGGACCAAACACUGUGACAAAGUGGAGUUCUUCAGUUCUGAAAAUGUUAAAGUGUUUGAGUCAGUUAACAUGGAAACAAAUGACAUGUGGUUAAUGAUGAGAAAAGCUUACAAAUACGCCUUUGAUAAAUAUAGAGACCAGUACAACUGGUUCUUCCUUGCACGCCCCUCAACGUUUGCUAUUAUUGAAAACUUAAAGUAUUUUUUGUUAAAAAAGGAUCCAUCACAACCUUUCUAUCUAGGCCACACUAUAAAAUCUGGAGACCUUGAAUAUGUGAGUGUGGAAGGAGGAAUUGUCUUAAGUAUAGAAUCAAUGAAAAGACUUAAUAGCCUUCUCGAUGUCCCUGAAAAGUGUCCUGAACAGGGAGGGAUGAUUUGGAAGAUAUCUGAAGAUAAGCAGCUAGCAGUCUGCCUGAAAUAUGCCGGAGUGUUUGCAGAAAAUGCAGAAGAUUCUGAAGGAAAAGAUGUAUUUAAUACCAAAUCUGUUGGGCUUUUUAUUAAAGAGGCAAUGACAAAUCACCCCAACCUGGUAGUAGAAGGAUGUUGUUCAGAUAUGGCUGUUACUUUUAAUGGACUGACUCCUAAUCAGAUGCAUGUGAUGAUGUAUGGGGUAUACCGUCUUAGGGCAUUUGGGCAUAGUUUCAAUGAUGCAUUAGUUUUCUUACCUCCAAAUGGUUCUGACAAUGACUGAGAAGUGAAACAAGAGCAUGUAUAUGAUCACUGUAUAGGACAUGUGUUGUUAUUAUUUGUAGUAACGACUACAUUCCCAACACAGUAAUGAUUUUUUUUUCUUUUUUCAGUUUGGUGGCACUAAUUACACAUUAAAGGUUUAAUCACACAUUAAAGUUUAGUAGCAAUUUUAAAAUAGGCUAUUUUUUCCUUAAAACACAUGAAAAUUUCAAACAUGUUGGAAAGAUGUUUUAAGAAUAAUUUUGAAAAUAAAGGAUAUAUUUAUAAAUAUUAUGUGGUAAAUUAUAAAUUACAAACAUUAAAAAUCUGUGGCACAUAUUUUUGCUGAUUUGGUUAAAAAUUUAACAUGUAAAGACAUGAAUCUCUAGUUGUGAAUUUGUAAAGUAAAACUUUUAGCUGUGUUUCCAUUACUUUUAAUGUUGGUUUAUGUUCUAAGCCUCCACCAGUGCCAAUGGAUUUGCUUCCUCAAAAUACACAACCAAGUAAAAAAGGAAAUGUUACCAACCAAUGUAAACAUGAAAGUUAAAAUCUAUUCUUGAGGAAAAAAGGUGAAAAUUACUUAUAAAGGUUACUAAUUUUCCUGGGAGCUAAUUUAGGGCAUUCCUCAGCAUACACAAUUUCAGUGUAACUCUCUGUACUUCUCUAUGCAGACACAGAAAUUGGAGUUGUGACUGUGAAGAAUAUGUCAUUUAACUGCAUUGCUUCUCAGUUAAUCAAGCUCUCAACUGUGGCUUGGAUAAAAAUAUAUCAGUUGAGAUUUAGUUACUCAUGGUGGGCAAAUGAGUUCUGUGGAAGUCUCCUUCGAAAAACUUCUUUUGGCAAUCUGGCAGUUUCACUUGCCUGAGUUGAGUCCAUCCUGGUUUUCUUUACCUGUUCAAAUUCUGAGAUCUCCCCACAUUCAUGGCUGUACCAUAUUCCAACUGUUUUUGUUGUGGAAGCCUUAACUUCACCAUUCACCUUGGAUUACAAUACUAUUUGCCUAAUUUCAGUGGCUACUUAGAAGCUUUAUCCAGUGGUGAAUACAGUAGUGCCUGUGCUUAUAAAUUUGUGUGAUACUUAAAGCUAACUUGUCCUAUAAUUGGGCCUGCACAUGCUAUAUUGAGUCAGGUCCAUAAGCCCCCAUAGGGUGUAAGACAUUUUAGAGUUCAAUAUUUCCUGUAACUGGCCUCAUGAAGUUAAUGGUCUCCUACAGCUUUCACAAACUAGAAAAAGAAUUUCCUUAAGAGGGCCUUGAGCUUCAAAUUACCGCUCAUCGGAAUAUUGUGUAAAAUCCCUAUUUUAAUUUAUCUGACUUUCCUUAUUGGGACUUUUGGUUAAAAUGAAAGGUUAUUAGUUUUGAAAAAUAAUAAAACCCCUUUAUCAGGCACCCUAAUAUGUGGUCUCAGGUGCAAUUACUAUGGGUCAAAUCAUGUUCAAUGUGAGUACAAUGAUAAACAGUAUCUCACUGAGUGUGACACCCAUUUUAUAAGUGGCACCUUGCCCCCAAUACCAGUAUAUUAAAUUUCUGCUUUAUUUAUCACUUCCAAUUACAUUAGUGUAUCACAGUAUAGUUGUAAUAAAUAUAUCAGAGAAUGCAUUCCAUUGUUUGAUUUCCUAGUGAGUGCUAAGGUAACAAUUGCCUUUUAAAUCACAUUGAUGUUGUUGAUUAUAUUUUUAUACAUGAGUAUUUCUUUAUAAAAUGUUGUCUUAAAUAAUAUGCUCUUUGAAAUUAUUUGUACCCAGUCUUGUAAAUAAAAUCUGAAUCAGUAACAUGGAAAAUAGUACUACUGAGGUUAUGGUUACAGAUUUGAUCACCGUGCAUUCAAUAGCCAAAAACUGUGACUCUAACCCCACGCUGUUAUUGGAGGACGAGUCGGGAAGAAUGAAAGUUUAAUGGAAAUUGAUCAUAAUUGUGAAUAUACUUUACAUAUGGCUAGUAGCUACCAUAUUGGACAACAAAGGUGUAACAAUUUUCGAAAAUGUGAUACCCACUGACUGAAAUAUGAAUGAGAGAAAACUUGAAGUUUCCUCUAAAAGUUGUGUUUAUCUUUCUGGUUGUCUUAAAUGCAGUGAAAACUUCAACCUGACUCUUAGUAGGCCCCAGGCCAUCUUCUUACACAAGUUCAAUGACUAGAUAUUCCUCCUGAAAAUUAAAAUAUUGGAUUUGGAAAAAAUUA